Annulohypoxylon maeteangense is the source of this 1717-nucleotide messenger RNA. RefSeq lists its product as uncharacterized. Lineage: Eukaryota; Fungi; Ascomycota; Sordariomycetes; Xylariales; Hypoxylaceae. Gene Ontology annotation, biological process: cardiolipin biosynthetic process. The record is from RefSeq and is a predicted model, not a curated record. The transcript is spliced from 4 exons. Gene Ontology annotation, molecular function: CDP-diacylglycerol-glycerol-3-phosphate 3-phosphatidyltransferase activity. Gene Ontology annotation, cellular component: mitochondrion. Bases 68 to 1672 code for a protein of 534 amino acids.
AGGAAUCAAUUCACUCGCUCACCCUCCACGUUAUCAUGAGAAAUUACGUUCAUUCUCAACAAUUGCAAUGAUAACUAGGGGUGCAUCAAGAUGCUGUUUGAAGCUGCGACCUACCUUGUCUCGUCCAAUGAGUCGAUAUGGCCAGCAAUGCUGCCGCCGAUAUUCCAUACCAUCGAGUCAUGCACCUACAGCUAGCAAUUCUUUAAGCUCCAGUGGAAUGUUGGCACCAUUCACAAAUGAACUAGACAAAAUCGCACCAUCUUUCAAGAUCAGUGGCUCUCAAAUACAUAUUAUCAAAACUCCUACAGACUUCUACGAAACAUUGAAGGCCAGGAUACGUAGCGCCAAGAAACGAAUAUUCUUAUCUACUCUAUACAUCGGGAAAUCUGAAGAAGAACUUAUUGUGACACUUCAAGAUGCUCUACGCGCCAAUCCCGAGUUGCAGUUGAGCAUCCUUACUGAUGCGCUUCGUGGAACACGAGAAGCACCUGACCCCUCAUGCGCUUCUCUCCUUGCCCCUCUCAUCACAGAAUUUGGUCCGGAUCGCGUUGAGAUUCGGAUGUAUCAUACUCCAAACUUGACUGGCUUAAGAAAGAAACAUAUACCCAAGCGUAUCAAUGAAGGAUGGGGCUUGCAGCAUAUGAAACUCUAUGGUGUUGAUGAUGAGAUUAUUCUUUCGGGUGCAAAUCUUUCUAACGACUACUUCACAAAUCGUCAGGACCGAUACCAUCUGUUCUCCUCUAGUGAAGUUACGAACUAUUUCUGGGAGCUUUAUCGAGGCGUCACGUCACUCAGCUUCUUAGUGCGACCUGCAAAUGAUGAGGCUGCAGGCUUUAGGCUUCACUGGCCAUCGACCAAUGCUGCCCCUUCGCCUCUAGAACACCCUACCGAGUAUAUUUCAAAAGCUACAAAGCUUGUGAACAGCCUUAUAGCACCGAGCGAUAGAACCAGAAGCAUAAAAUCAUCAAACACCGGCUUAUCUACUUCACCAAACACGACUGUUUAUAUGCUUGGUCAGCUUUCUCAACUUAUGAAACCCGACACAUCAACUGAACUCCCCGCGGUUACACAUGUAUUGAAAACAUUGGGUACGCCAGAGUACACGGGCUCGUCUUGGACUUUUACGGCCGGGUAUUUCAACCCGGCGCCGUCGCUCACAAACUUACUACUCUCAACAGCCUCGCAAAACAAUGUGGUAAUAACAGCAUCGCCUCAUGCAAAUGGAUUUUACAAGUCAAAAGGCGUAUCGGGACUUUUGCCAGAUGCGUACACUCUACUUGCCCGUAGAUUUCUUCGUGCGAUCCAAGAGCGAAAGCAGAAUUCGGCGGUCGUCCUCAAAGAAUGGAGAAGAGGAACUGUCAAUGAACCAGGUGGAUGGACAUACCAUGCCAAAGGAUUAUGGAUAACCCUUCCCCGGGAGCAGGAUCCGUCAAUGAGCAUAAUUGGAAGUUCAAAUUACACCAAACGCAGUUAUUCCCACGACCUGGAGGCGGGCGCUUUAAUCGUAACUCAAGACCCCGAUUUAAAGAAGAGGUUAGGAGAUGAGCAAAAGUGGUUGCAGGAGUAUGCAAACCCUGUCACAUUGGACGACUUUGCGAAAACGGAACGGCGAGUCGGAUUAAAGGUCCGAAUUGCAAUGUGGAUCGUCAGUCUUGUCGGUGGCGCGUUAUAGCGAGCCGACUCGCACCGAAGUUAGAAUGUCGAUAUUAACAAACCC